Suillus paluster is the source of this 570-nucleotide messenger RNA. RefSeq lists its product as uncharacterized. The transcript has a single exon. NCBI's taxonomy places the organism in Eukaryota, Fungi, Basidiomycota, Agaricomycetes, Boletales, Suillaceae. The record is from RefSeq and is a predicted model, not a curated record. The coding region runs from base 136 to 459 and encodes 107 amino acids.
UUUGGUCUUAGCGCUUAGUGGAAUCAGGACCAGCAUCCAUCGUGUGGACAAGCCAUCAAUUACACAUGCAGCAUAUCAUGCAUCCUCUCCCAUUUCUCCUCUCCCUCUCGCCUAAACUUCAUCCACACUUCUCGUAUGCAUACUCUCCGACUUGUCCCACUAGUCAUUCUGUCUACCAUUCAGCCCAUAUCCAGCCCAUCUCCCUUGUUCGUUUGCUUACUCGCACUGUCGUGCCCUGUAGCUUGGAACGCCAAUCUAUCGGACUCGAAGCUUGAAGGCGGGUCAAUUCAUUCUACCUGGAUAUUUGAUUCGUGUCCUUCACGCUCUAUCUACAAGUUGUUAUUUUUUCAGACAAAAUCUUCAUGUCUCCUCCUUCCGCAUACCUGCAGGCAUUCACGUGUUCAUCAAACUCGACGCGAUGACACACUACUAGUAGAAUACCUUCUUCCACGUCGAUAAACUACGUCAUCGUGAUGUUACUACCCUUCUAUUCUUUGCUAUUUACGUAUGAAGAAUGUUCCAAUGUGCUUCUUACCCCAGGCCAGCCAAGCUGGAGUCAGAUUACUUAGG